GGUUUUGUUUGUCAAGAAGAAAGAUGGCUCCAUGAGAAUGUGCAUUGACUACCGGAGGUUGAAUAAGGCGACAGUGAAGAAUCGUUAUCCCCUUCCAAGAAUAGAUGAUUUGUUUGAUCAAUUGUAGGGUGCAUCAGUCUUUUCUAAGAUUGAUUUGAGGUCUGGAUACCAUCAACUGAAAGUGGCAGAUGGAGCAACCUUAAAGACAACUUUUAGAACAAGAUAUGGGCAUUAUGAGUUCCUAGUAAUGCCUUUUGGACUCACUAAUGCGCCAGCGGUAUUUAUGGCUCUUAUGAAUAGAGUUUUCCAUGAAUAUCUUGAUAAGUUUGUGAUUGCGUUCAUAGACGAUAUUCUCAUCUAUUCUAAAAGCGAGGAGGAGCACAAAACUCACCUUAGAAUUGUGCUGCAAAUUCUAAGGGAGAAACAAUUAUAUGCAAAAUUCUCAAAAUGUGAGUUUUGGCUGAAGGAUGUAAUAUUUUUGGGACAUGUAAUUUCUAGAAGAGGCGUGGAGGUGGAUCCGAAAAAGGUGGAAGCAGUGGUAAGUUGGACUCCACCAAAAGAUGUGUCGGAGUUGAGAAGUUUUCUUGGCAUGGCGAGUUACUAUCGGCGGUUCGUAGAAGGAUUUUCCAAAAUUGCUGCACCAUUGACUAAACUGUUGAGGAAGAAUACCAAGUAUGUUUGGGAUGCAUCAUGUCAGAGGAGUUUUGAUGAACUGAAGAAGAGAUUGACCACAUCACCAGUACUUGCACUACCUUCAAGUCAGGGAGAGUUUGUGGUGUAUAGUGAUGCCUCGUAUCAAGGAUUGGGUUGUGUGUUAAUGCAAGAUGGAAGAGUUAUCGCAUAUGUGACACGCUAAAACACAACACCAAACUGCGACCAAGUGUAAUCGCACACCGGGAAUGCAGGAAAGUGGCAAGUUCUAUUAUCAACACUUUCUCUCUCUAAAACUCUGUUUUUGCUCCAAAAAGUCGACUCCCUCUGUUUUUUCUCGAAUUUGCCUCAAAAAUCCGAUUCUGGGCGAAUUACGGGCAGAAUUACGACCGUAAUUGUGGUCUGCCCGUAAUUGCCCAAAACGCGCGUUUCACUUGACUCGGAAGAAGGUAUUCACGGUCGUAAUUUUCCAAUUACCGCCAGUAAUUACUUAAUUACGACCAUAAUUCAAGUGACUCUUGCCCGUAAUUGACUCUGCGACAGGAAUUCUGGAAAUUAGGCUCGACAUUGAAAUUACGGGCAUGCCAGGGACAAUUACGACCGUAAUUGUGCAGGGGCUGCCCGUAAUUUUCCCUUUAAAGCGCAAUCCGACCUCCAAAUGACCCGAAACUUGCGCCUAUGCACCUCUUUACUUGCUAGGACCUGAAAUACGCCAAAACAACACAACCUAGCAUAAAAUAGGCCAAGGAACAAGAAAUUCGAGCUAAAAUGGUCAGGAAACAAAGGUGAAAACAUGUGCAAAUACGAAGUUAUCAAUAUGCCUCUAGGCAAUUGCAUCCUCAUGAAGUAAAUUAUCCCACUCAUGAUUUGGAGUUGGCAGCGGUGGUAUUUGCUCUCAAGAUUUGGCGACAUUAUUUGUAUGGUGAGACUUUUAAAAUCUUAACUGAUCACAAAAGCUUGAAGUAUAUUAUGGAUCAGAAGGAUUUAAAUAGUCGCCAGUGGAGAUGGAUAGAGUCGUCGAAAGAUUAUGAUUUUACCAUUGACUACCAUCCAGGUAAAGCUAAUGUAGUUGCUGAUGCUCUGAGCAGAAAAGGCGAGAAGAAUAUAACGAAUCUGGUUGAUUUGAGGGCAAUGAAUGUGGAUUUGGAAGUGGAUGGUGUAACAGGGUUACUAGCUCGGUUGAACAUUCGACCUUUGUUGCACGACAAAAUUAGUGAGAAGCAGAAGGAGUACCCAGAGUUGGCAAAAAUCAUUCAAGACAUUGAGGAAGUAAAAGAAAGCCCAUUUGAAAUGGUAGAUGGCAUGUUGAAGAUGAAUAAAAGAGCAUGUGUUCCUAAUGUUGAUAACUUGAGGAAAGAGAUCCUAGAUGAAGCUCAUUCUUCUGCUUAUGCUAUGCACCCAGGAGCAACUAAAAUGUAUCACACGAUCAAACCAUAUUUUUGGUGGCGUGGGAAGAAAAAGUAAGCGGCUGAACAUGUUUUCAAAUGUCUGGUAUGUCAGAAAGUUAAGGCAGAACAUCAAGCUCCUGUAGGGAAACUGCAACCACUUCCAAUUCCAGAAUGGAAGUGGGAAAGAAUCACAUUGGAUUUUGUAUAUGGUCUCCCAUCAUCAAGGGGAAAAGAUGUAGUAUGGGUUAUUAUGGACCGACUAACCAAAUCGGCUCAAUUUUUACCCAUUAGGUGGAAACCAUCAUUGGAGCCUUUGCCUCAACUAUAUAUUAAGGAGAUCGUCAGAUUGCAUGGUGUGCCGAUUUCUAUUGUCUCUGAUCGAGACCCGAGCUUCACAUCUCGAUUUUGGCAAAGUUUACAUGAUGCCUUGGGAACUAAAUUGCAUUUUACUUCAGCUUAUCCUCAAACAGAUGGGCAGAGUGAACGAACCAUCCUUACCUUAGAGGAGUUACUUCGAUCGUGUGUAAUGCAAUGGGAGGAAUCAUGGAUUGACCAUUUGCCUUAAGUGAGUUUGCUUACAACAACCAGUACCAUAGUAGCUUGGGUGUUCCACCAUAUGAAGCACUUUUAUGGGAGGAAGUGUAGAACACCAUUAUGUUGGGAUGUAGAAGGAGCAAGGAAAAUCUUAGGGCCAGAGAUAGUCCAGAUCACACUUGACAAGGUCAAGGAAAUCGGAGCGUAUGAGGGUGUCUCAAGAUCGGCAGAAAGUUUAUGUUGACGCGAAUAGGCGUGAAGUUAAUUUCGAAGUGGGUGAGAAAGUAUUUCUCAAAGUGUCACCAUGGAAAGGGGUGAUGAGAUUUGGUAAGAAAGGGAAACUUGCACCUCGGUAUAUUGGUACUUAUGAAAUCAUAGAGAAGAUUGGACCAGUGGCAUAUAAACUGGCAUUGCCUCCAGAACUAUCUCAAAUCCACAAUUUAUUUCAUGUUAGUAUGCUAAAGAGGUACAAAGUGGAUCCUUCCCAUGUUAUACAACCAGAAGAUAUCGAGUUGGGUCCAGAUUUGACAUUUGAAGAGGUUCCAGUUGAGAUUGUUGAUUACCAGAUUAAGAAUCUUCAUAGGAAGGAAAUCCCAAUGUUGAAAGUGGUUUGGAGAAAUCAAGAUAGUGAGAGUGCUGCCUGGGAGACUGAAGCAAGUAUGCGAGAGAAGUACCCUGAGGUAGUAGCAACCUACUUUGCAGGUUAACAAUCUUUCCUAAUAAGUUAUGUUUUGAACUUGUUGAUGUGCUUUUGUUGUGAUAACCCGAUAUAGGUUUUUGAAACCUUAUAUUGGGAACUUGAGGUGUUAUGUGUUACAUUCUAUGUUAUGAAUCGCCUAACCUAAGAGUUAGGUAAUGGUUUAUCUACGAUAGACCAUGUCAAGGGUAAGUGAGCGGACUUAGAAUACAACUCAAGGAUAUAUUUCGGGGACGAAAUCUUUUAAGGAGGGUAGAAUUGUAACAUUCCAUUCCGGCAAAACCCAUAUUUCGAUCGCUAGAAAGUUCGCGAUUUAAAAUCAAGCGUUUUGAUAGUAUUUCGGCAAAUAUCGGAUUAUCGAUCGAUCGGAUAAGUAUACGUAUUAAUUAUAUAUAUAUAUAUAUAUAUAUAAGUGGUCGGGCCGCCUAUAUAUAAUCCUUCCUUCCCUGUCCAUCUUAAUUCUCAUCAUCUUUUCUCAUUUCCAUCCGAGAGAAGCAGAGAAACAGAGAGAGUACAGGGGAGCUCGGGGAGAAUUUACAAAGCUCGAAUCUUGAGCUCUAGUGAUCCAAAAAUCCCGUAACUAAUGCCUAAUUCAUCUAUACAUCGUGAUUUAUCGAUUUAGAGCUUUAAAACGAGUUUUUUGUUCAGGAAUUUCUUGAAUUCCUGAUAAGCUAAAUUAGGGUUUCGGAGUAUCCGUAAGCCGGAUUGAGCCCAAAUUUCAUAUACGAGCUUCUUGCAGCGAGGUAAUCAAUCCUCUAGUUCUAA
Messenger RNA from Linum trigynum, 4035 nucleotides. The record is from the annotation of a GenBank genome assembly. Lineage: Eukaryota; Viridiplantae; Streptophyta; Magnoliopsida; Malpighiales; Linaceae.